CGAAAAUUCGCGGGAGGGAGAUUGCCCGGAAACGACUUGUUUUCUUCGCCACCAACACUCCUUUUUCCGUGUCUCGCGCACUGCCUCUCUGACGGCUUUCCCCGUUCCCAACAGAGGCGGUGGAGCGCAGGGAAGUUUGUGGCGAGUUUCUGAGGAAAUCCAGGAGAACGUGGACAAGAUGCUUCACUGUUUUCAAAGACACUUUCGAUCAAGUUCACUUCGCUUAUGUUCGCCGUCUGUCUCUCUGCUGGAAACACCACAGCUGUUGGGGACGGCGCCAAGGGCAAGACAGGCUCAGGAGAGACCCCUGCUUGGCCGCGUUUCUUCCACUUUCGGAGUUCGCAUGUUCUUCCUCCGGUUCUUCUUUCUUUCUGAACACGCUGUGUGGGUAUCGGUAUUUAUAGAAAAAGAUUCCUCGUCAAAAACGCAAUUCGUAGAAGUCGCGUGACUGAUGGGGCAAAGUUGUCUUUUCCAGUGUUCUUCCUUUGGGUGUUUGAACUUUUAACACGUUUGGGUGCCUCUCCGGUUCGCAGAAACCUCUUGACGACCACUGACCUUCCCGUAUUGGUUCCUGCUUUCCUCUCUCACCAGCUCACUUGCUUCCGUCACUUCGCUGCUGUUCCUCUCGUUCCUCUCCUGUCUUUUCCUUCCCGGCUUCCUCGCGCUGCUUUCUCUCAAAGACACAACCUUCUCUGCAUUUCAAGUUCUCCAGAAGUAUGGAGUGACAAACGCACUUUGUUACCCACCAAGGUAAAGAUGCCCCUGAGAAUGCCUCCCCAGGUGUCGAGACACCUGCGUGCUUGCUGAGCUCGAGGAAAGUCAAUUUCCCUCCCGCCUCCGAAAGGGGAGAGACAGGCCGAGCCCAUCCGAGGUCUCUCGGGUUCCUCCCGUCUCUCCCCCCUCUCUUUCUCUCUUCUUUCUGCUGUCUCCUGGUUCCCUUCGCUUCGCUUUUAGACUCGCCUUGGCUCUUCUCCUCCUCCCCUCUCGGUUCUUCGUCGUUUUCGAUCUCCUUCUCUCUGAAUCGCCUCUCUCUUGGAGGGUGUCGGUGUCCUUCUCGUCCUCUGCCCUCCCCAACUGGUUCCGCAUGGCUACCAGGGUGAGUAUCACGAUACGGAGGCCACCGAUGAGUCCCUUGAACAUUUCAGUACACCCUUCUGGUCUGCUUCUAAGACCGUCCCGAUCUCUUCUGUCGCAAAGUCCACGACAACGAUCGACCAAGAAGACUCCACGCUGGAGAGAGAAGAACAGUCCACUCCCUUCUGCACCGCCUUCUCCUUCUCCUUUUCUUCUGCGGAGACACGCGACAGGCUGCUGGACGGCGUUUGCCUUCGAGCUGGUGUGUUGACUCCCGCGUCGCCUGCCUGAACUUUUUUGAGAGGAAGAACUUUGCCGCUUAUGGAGACAGAGCCGCCGGCUCUUCCCUCAGGACGCCUUCGGGAACUGUCCGUCUUUCUCGACGGAGACGCGAGGGGAGAGGCUGCGUUGCUGAGAGAGAAGAAACGCCUUGCAGCGACCAGCUUUGAGCCUGAGCCAGGUGUCUGUACACCUGACGCAGCUGUCACCUCGCCUCCGAUUCGCUACGAAACGACACUGUUUUCUUCGCUGCCUGGAAGCCCCAGCGUAGCUGCAGAGCCGCUCGACUCUACCUCUCCUGACACAGCUCUUGAGACGAAGGUCUUUCUGGAGGCGCAGUCUCGACGCCUCUCGCUUGCUUCCUUCGACCCCACUUCUCUCUUCCUCAGGUCUCCCCCUCUUUCUUCUCUCUCCUCGAGUUCUUCUCGCUGUUCAUCUUCUUCCUGUUCGUCUUCUUCCCCUUCUUCGUCUUCUUCGUCUGCUUCGUCCGCUUCGUCUUCUGUCCACUCGCCUCGCAAGUCGAUAGAGACUCUCUCUUCUCCCUCUGGGGCUUCUUCAGUGUACAGACAACCGCGAGCGAACGAGAGGCCCAGCAUGAAGCGGCAGCGGCCGCCUGCGCUUGUCGUGCCUUCGGUGGUUCGCCAUGGGGGCGCGGAUCCUCGAGAGAAAACGGGGGGAGAGCCUUCUCCGCAGCGCGUCUCCCCGCAGCGCGUCUCUCCGCAGCGCGUCUCUCCGCAGCGCGGCCAGCACUCACGUUCUCUCCCGCCGCUGCCUCCAUCGACAAGCCAGCGGAUGCCCGACAGAUCCGCACCCUCGGUCGCCUCACCGCGUUCUCUUGUCUCGACGAAAGGCGCCGCGAAGGGGGCACCGAAGGAACGCACUCCUGUUCGCGACGAACUCUCGAAGAGAAAAGAGAGAAACGCAGAUCUGCGAGCUAACUCAGCUGCCAAGGCAGCCUUGAGCUUCGCUUCGAACUUAGUGUCGAGUUCUCCUGGUGAGUCGUCGUCGGAUGCGGGGUCGGAAGAGAAUGUGAAGGUCUCCCCGAGGAAGAAGAAGGGCGGUUCCGCCGAUGCGCUGGCGCCUUCGAGUUUGGGAGAGACGUCCACUUCUCUCCUGGAGAAGGAGAGCUGCGGCGCGAAGGAGGAGAGAUGCGGUGUGAAGAAGCCUGGAGAGUCGCGAGGCAGAGGCGCAACUCGCACCUGCAUGCGUUUGACGGUCUGUCAGCAGACCGCGCCGGCGCCGCGGUCGCCUCCUCCACCACGUCCGCAUUUGAUUCUUCCAGCUGUCUUGGGCGACCCGAUUUUCAGUGUGGAUUUGGAUGCAGGCGUCGGCGUCGUCGCUGGCAGUUUGCUUGGGCGGGUGUCUGCUCACCUCUUUGGUCGCCAGGGGCAGCCGUCUGGCGACUCGGGUGUCUCUGCACCGUGCUCGCCGCCCCUCGCACUUCUGUUUGCGUCUCCCGCGAAGGCAAAGCGCGCGUCGUUCUCCAGGCAGCGCGUCAAGAGAUUCCUCGAGGCCAUGCCGGGAACAGAGAGUUUCGCGAGCGUGAAAAACGCGGCGGAGAAAACGCGGCGCGUAGCCUAUAGCGUCCUCUGGAACUCUCUUCAUCCGACAGCCGUCACACGGCCUCCGCCUCUGCAUCCGCACUGCUACUGCCAAGAGAGCGAGAAGAAGAAGGUGCAAGAAACUGCGGAGGAGAGGGAGGAGAGGGAGAGCAAGGCGAGGCAAGAAGACCGACGAGAGAGGGAGCCCAGAGGGGCGGAAGGGCCAGAAGGGAACGCAGACGAGACUUACGCGAACGGAAUUCGUCGCGGAGGAAAAGCGACGGCGGGGAGGAGAAGUGACGGCGGGGAGAGCGAAGAAACUGGAAGAAAGGCGAAAGGAGGUCGCAGCAGGGGAGGACGAGGAACGGGGCAGACGGAGACGGAGGUCGAGGGAUGCUUGGAGAACGGGGAAGUGGAGAGCAAAGUCGAGAUGCGGCUUCGAGAUUGGCGCCGCAUGCGGACACUGCUUGCGCCGCUUUUGCCUUUGCGAAUGUUCAAAAGAAAAAAAACGGAGAAGAAAGAGGAGGAAGCGAGCUGUCUCUGCACGACUCUCCUUGGACUGUUCGUCCUCUUCGCGGCCUACGGCGAUGACGCUUGCUCUUGCGUCAGCAUCAGUCCAACGUGUACCUACGCAGUCUUCGGGAUGAACGAAAUCGUUCGGUGGGGAAGCGACUCCCUCAAAUGUCUCGGCGGCGAACGCGUCUCGCCCUCGCAAUUCGCGCCUCACAGAGCUUCUCACAGUUCUACAACUUUCUUCGUCAGUCGCCACCCUCUUCGCGCCUCUCGGAGAUCUCUGACAGAGGGAGGACGCAUUUUCGCUGGAGGCGGAGGCGUCGGCAUGGUGAUUUCUCUGGGCUGCGACGCCUACGCCGAUCUGCAGAGAUUCUUUUGCAUUCCUCUCUGGAAAAGCUUGGAGGCGAACUCGAUGGUCGUCGUUGACUUCGACGGCACCUUCCUUCUGUGCGUGAUGGGAGACUGCAUCUCGCGCUUUCGCUACUUCUACCUCGUGGAUCUGCGCGGCGCAUGCAGCCGAGAAUUCAAAGAGAACUACGGCUGGGCGGCGUCGCGUAAGAACUUGGUGCACAAGUUCGUGGCAUACAGACGGGAGGCGCCGAAACACUUCGCGCUGGCGAAGCUUUUCCGCAACUCGUUCGUGCUCGUUUGCGAGGACAGCUCCGCAAACCGGAUCGCGGUCUACGACGCCUCUGCCUCGAUUCUCCAACACAGCAAAGAACGGCAGAGACAUGCCGAGGAAGUUCGCCGCAAGCGAGAAUGCCAGAGCAAAGAAGAGGACGCAGAGCUCGAGGAUCUGCCACCCUGGGAUGAAGACGCCCUCUGCGACGACGCCGCAGAGGGCGGCAGCUGGGACGCCGACAACUUCGACCCAACGAAGAACCCAGUCAUGCCCAUCGAUCGCGCAUCUCCCGUGCACACUUUCUUGGGGCACUUGACAUCGAUCGUGGCUGUGGAUGCCAGCCGAGAGGACGAUCUGCUCCUCUCGCUCGGCUCCGACGCGAAACUGUUUCUCUGGCGAUGGAAAUUCACUGCCCCCCUCAUGGUCUUCGACUGUUCUCCGGCUUCCUUCAGUCUCGGCUGGCCUUGGGUUCUCGUGAGUCAUGAGGACAUGGUCGCCUUCUCUUGUGACCAUGGUGUUUACGCGAUGCAGCUGUCGCGCAACACGCAGCCGAGGUCGAGACGGAUGCCUCUGUCUCGGUCAGGGAAAAACGUUUCGAGUUUGACAGGCGGGGAUAUCAAGAGAGAGGUAACGGGGACUGUCCCAGCAGCGGAAACAGAGCCGUGCACGCGCGGGAACUAGCUUUUUUUUUACUUAGCUUUCCGCUCCUUUGGAUUCAAAAGAGUUUACGAAUGGUACGUCGUGUACCCGUUUGUUCUUAUUGGAGGGCCCAGUACAGUUGGCACGGGUGACUUGAGCGUGAGUAAAAGCGGUGCAGAGUUCCGCACGCAGGCUCUUGAAUAAGGACGGGACGUCCGGAGUUUUUGAUGCUAGAAAAAGGGAAAACGAAACGAAAGUUCUAGAUCGACAGGGAUCGCAUGCACAGGUAAAGGCUACGGACACAAACUAUCUGGCGCAUUGGUGUUACCCUUUUUUUUCUGUUCCGUGCCUCUCUGUGUUGCUCUGAAAAAAUGCGUAAACAUCACCGGAUUUUUUUGAGCACCUAGGGAAACCUACUGAACC
Molecule: messenger RNA, 5091 nt
Organism: Toxoplasma gondii ME49
Lineage: Eukaryota; Apicomplexa; Conoidasida; Eucoccidiorida; Sarcocystidae
Exons: 8
Coding region: 1396-4710 (1104 amino acids)
Molecular function (GO): protein binding
Source: RefSeq, a predicted model, not a curated record